Molecule: messenger RNA, 3468 nt
Organism: Dendroctonus ponderosae (mountain pine beetle)
Lineage: Eukaryota; Metazoa; Arthropoda; Insecta; Coleoptera; Curculionidae
Gene: 5-HT2B
Product: 5-hydroxytryptamine receptor 2A
Exons: 7
Coding region: 277-2346 (689 amino acids)
Biological process (GO): G protein-coupled receptor signaling pathway, coupled to cyclic nucleotide second messenger; chemical synaptic transmission
Cellular component (GO): dendrite; membrane
Molecular function (GO): neurotransmitter receptor activity; G protein-coupled serotonin receptor activity
Source: RefSeq, a predicted model, not a curated record
GCUCAGUGACACUUAUGGCGUCGCUCGAGACCCACGGGGCGUCGCGACGUUCAUUCAUUCAAUUCGGGAGUCGCGUGGCCGAAUUCUACAGGUGUCUAGUACAGAUUUUCACCGAAAAUAAUACUAUUUAAAAGCGCAAAUUUGAAUUUUAUAGGUGCAUUGUGUUGGAUCAACUUAUCGAAAUUACCGUUCAGAAAUUUUUCAGUGAGUUGAAAAUGUGACAAAAGUUUUAGUUUAGUUGAGAUACAUGUGGUGACAUUACAGGUGCUCUUCACCAUGUCCCGCGAAGACCGAGUGUACUACAACACAACGAUAGUACUCUUCAGUCCAUCCAACAGCAUCGCUGCAGAAAACCCCACAGAAGCGAAAGAAAACGAAAAUAAUUGGUGGGCUCUCACAGCCAUUGGAUUGGCCAUUGGAACGGCUGCAGGAAACAUAUUGGUUUGUUUGGCGAUUUGCUGGGAAAGACGACUGCAGAACGUUACCAAUUAUUUCCUGAUGUCUUUGGCCAUUACCGAUUUGAUGGUGGCUAUUUUAGUUAUGCCUUUGGGAAUUUUGACUUUGGUUAGAGGUUAUUUUCCUCUGCCCUCAAUUUAUUGCCUGGCCUGGAUUUGCCUGGAUGUGCUUUUCUGCACGGCAUCGAUAAUGCAUCUGUGCACAAUCAGUGUGGACCGAUACCUUUCGCUACGUUAUCCCAUGAAGUUUGGACGAAAUAAAUCAAGGCGAAGAGUCAUCUUGAAGAUCCUGUUCGUAUGGCUUCUGUCGAUCGCCAUGAGUCUCCCGCUCAGCUUAAUGUAUUCCCAAGAUCAAGACUCGCUGAUCAUAGAUGGAACCUGCCAAAUUCCUGACCCACUCUACAAGUUUAUUGGAUCAAUAAUAUGCUUCUACAUUCCGCUGUUGGUGAUGCUGGUCACAUACGCGCUCACGGUCCAGCUGCUGGCCAAUCAGAAGCUGAACUUGGGAACCCCUAACUGGUCCAGCAACUGGAUGGGACCUGCUACAACUCCUUUGGAGAGGCGCUGUACAUGGAGAAGACUGCUAAAAGCUACGUCCAGAGGAGGAAAACUAUCAACAAUGUCCACACCACAACAUGGACAUUCGGCAGGUUCCACUGAUACAGAACUAACCACAUUGGACAACCACGAGCUCUGGAUACAAGAGUCGGAACCCACUCCUUGCACCAUGUCCGCUCUAGGACAGUUUGGAACUGAGAUGCUGAAACUAUCGCGAGGCUUGCAAGAGGCAGCUGCAGCUGCUGUGGCAGCUGAAUCGCUGAAUACUGUAGCAAUGGAACCCGGACUAUCGCCCGGGAAAAGCUACAAGUCAGGAUCUACAGCAAGCUUGACCGGAUCACACUCUUCACUCUUCGCUACAGAGCUGCCAGCAUGGCACAUAAAACGACGAAGAGCCUCCACGUUCCAUGAAGGAGACACCAAAGAUGAAGCUCCGGCUCCAGGAUGGAGAAGACGGAGAACAUCGAGUUUCCACGCAACUGGCCGAGCCUAUUCUGAGCACAUGCACAACACGCCUACUGAAUCCUCUCUGCCCAUGCCACCUCCUUGCACUUGCCCAUACUUUGGCAUGACGCAAGAGGAGAAAUGCCUGGCGCCUCCGGCUGAGGUAAAGAUGGUUUCUGGUGGAUUGGGAAGCAACAUCUACAACCAAAAGCCAACGACUCCAGCAGUAUCGCCGAUGAAAAAAUCCGCUCUGAGCAAUAGGAGCAGACCUGCAAGUAGUGAUUCUUCACCGAAUAAUAUUGUUGUCACUUGGGAGUCGAAACGAGGACACAGAAGAGGUUCCAGUAUCGGCAACACGAAAACCUCCUUGCUCUCCUAUUCCCCAUCGAAUUCCCAAAAAACUCCCCUACUACGCAGAUCGGCCACCCUGCGCCAAAACGGAAAUAUUGCAACUUUGGUGGACAGAAGCAAAAACCCUUCAUCGCCCUGCUUGCUCCAGAGGUACCAAUGUAAUAGUGGAGCUGGAAAACUCACCAGGAGCGUGCGCUCCCAUCAUUCCAGAAACUCCAGCGUAAUAUCCAGGAACUCUUCGCGUCAUGGACGGAUCAUCCGGUUGGAGCAGAAGGCCACUAAAGUGUUAGGGGUGGUGUUUUUUACGUUUGUGAUCUUGUGGGCCCCAUUUUUCAUUCUCAAUUUGUUGCCGACGUUUUGCACCGAGUGCGACAAGAACUUGAGCGCUUGGGUGAUGCAUCUGGUUACAUGGUUGGGGUAUGGGAGUUCCAUGGUAAAUCCCAUUUUCUACACGAUUUUCAACAAGGUGUUCAGGCAGGCAUUUAAAAAGGUGCUAACGUGUCGUUACCGGAAAACCACAUGGAGGCCCCAUAGGUGACAAGUGAGGAUGAAGAAGAAGCAGCAGAGGACUAAGUUGUAGAUCUUUGUCAAUAAAACUGGGGUAAAUCGGGUGCAAUUGGAGAAACCGUGAGUGAAGGUGUAAGUGAAAAUAUAUAGAGUACCAAAGUCUUUCAAACUGAGUGAUAGUAACAUAUACAGCCAGGUAAAUGUAUUAGCGCUCUUCAAACGCAUUUUCCAUUAUGGUAAUAGGGCAAAAAUGUAAAUAAUGCAAGCGUAGCAAACGAAUAUCAUAUGAAUAGUGAAUUCGGCAUAAACUUUUCCUUUGAUUAAGAAUCAUGUGCAUUUGUUCCUUGAUAAUUCUAGGCAUAGGAAAGUCUAUUUCUACAAGUGGCAGUGCUUCAAAUGAUUAGGUCAAUUCUAUGGAGAUUGACAUAAAAUAUCAAGUAAAUAAGAAUUUAUAUAUCUAAGAUGUUUAUAGUGACUGUUAUGUGCGUUCGCACUGAUGUUACUAAAUAAUUCCUUUUCCGAAACUGAAUGCUUUGAUUGAUGGAAAAUUGUUGACCAACUCAGCAUUCUAAAAAUCCCAAAUAAUUGCAUAAAACAAACUUUGGAACUUCUAAAUUAGGCGCAAGAAAUAAACCUCUUUGUUGUUUUUAAUGCGAGCAUUAAAGAAUUGCAUGUAGGUAUAAAUUUUAGCAACAAAAAUCCGCAACAAUUUAACCGAUGGUUAAGCUUUAGUUUUGUAUAAAUAACUACAGUUAAAAAUGGUUUCGCAAAAUCCUAUUUUCGAUAAUAAUAAAUUAAAUGUGAUACAAUUGGUAGGAGUAAGUUUUGUAUCAAAUUUUUUAACUAUUAGCAUCCCUAGAAAGUGCAUGGCUGGAAAUUGGACUACAACUGACAAAUUAGAGCAAACUACUGCCAAAUUACGUGCUGUUGAAAGUGCAAUUUCGCUUAUGCACUGACUGUUGUGAUAAUAUUUUAUUACAUGAGUAGCAUUAGAAAAUUGGCCUAAAUGGCCUUUAGACUUGGGGGAAAAAGAUGCUUCUUAAAUGUAACAUAGAUCCAUUUAUAUGUCGUGUACAAAAAUCAUAUCGUAGAUAAUGUAACAUACAUACUGCUAGUUUCAAUGUCAUAGUUGAAUAAAAUGUUGAUAUAAUAA